AUGGAUUACAUGCAGAGAUGGUUUAGUAACAUCAAGUACGUCUAUAAUUCUAUGAAUCCGGCCGUCUUAUCGGGUAUGCCACGGGCUUUUAAAUUGAGAGAACGUCGUGUAUUACUGUAGAUUUCAGGCCUCUCGUUUAGAUUACUGUAGACUAAUUUAGGGGCAAUAGACAUCGUGGUGAUCGAACAACCGGACUCUACCCUUAAAUGUUCUCCUUUUUACAUUCGUUUUGGGAUCUAUGGAGUAUUCAGCAGCACAGAAAAAGUACGUUACAAGUUCCAGCGUAAUGUUGUUAUAGUAUGUUGACAUCAAGAUUAAUAACAAAGACGUUGACAUUAAGAUGAAGCUGGGAGAAAAUGGCCUGGCCUACUUUCACGACGAUGACAUGCAAUCCCCAGAAGAAUUAGCCAACAUAGUAUGUUGCUAUCAACAAUCUCAGUUUUAUUUUUACAGUGCAAAGAGGAUCCAAAGAAAAGUGAAAAUCGGGAGAUUGUAACCGCGAUGAGGAAGUACUCCAGAAUAGAGCAGAGACUCUUAUCUGGGAUGGACGAGAACACAGAAAUCACACUCAGAAGGACCGAGAGUGACGGGGAAUCAACCAGUACCAGUGGAUUCUCAUCGUAAGAUGUAGAGCAUCAGAAAUUAAAAAAAUAAUUUCAGCGCGGGCAGUGAUGACGAGAAGCCGCUUUCUCCGAUCAUAGUAUCAAAAACCAGAUCAUUUCGGAUGACCGAUGAAAAAUUGCGAAAACUCAAUCUAAAAUACGGGAAAAACGAUGCCCGAUUCAGUAUUACGACCCGACUGCAAGGGACCACGGCCACUCAUUGCCACAUCUAUCUCUACAAAUGGAGUGACAAAAUUGUAGUCAGUGAUAUUGAUGGUACUAUCACAAAAUCCGAUGUUCUCGGGCAUAUUAUUCCUGCCAUUGGAGGUCAAUGGGCUCACACUGGAGUCACCGAACUCUACAGCGCAGUCAGGAACAACGGGUAAGGACAAUCUUGACUGAACAACAUCCCGUUAUAGCUACCAGAUUAUAUACCUGAGCUCUCGAGCCAUCGGCCAGUCCAGCCAAACCAAAGCCUACCUCCAAAGUGUGAUCCAAGGGAGCAAAACUCUUCCAGAUGGACCUGUUCUGAUCUCGUGCACUUCGUUGUUUAUGGCCUUCAAGAAGGAAGUAAUUGACCGUAAUCCCCAGGAGUUCAAGAUCGCCUGUUUGACAGAGGUCAAGGCCCUUUUCCCAGUCCAGGAUCCUUUAUAUGCUGGCUUCGGGAAUAGGGAGACAGAUGUCCAGUCAUACCAGGCGGUGGGGAUUCCAAAACAUCGGAUCAUCAUCAUCAAUCCUUCAGGUCUUGUUAGGACUGCCCUUGAGACGGGAUAUCAUUCUUCGUAUAUCGGGAUGGUAAAGGAUACUGUAGAUUAUAUAUUCCCUCCAUUGGCAACACACAACUGCAAAGAUGUGGAGCAAUUGGAAUUAAAAUCAAAGUUCUUUAAACCUAACUCUUACAGGUACGCUUGCAUGGGAAAUCAUAACUAAGCGUUUCAGUAAUCUGACUCACUGGAGAAAUCCGGAUGACAUUAGUAUCGAGGACAGAGAACUUCAGAAAUACGAACAAACUCGGAAAAAACACCAGAAGGAGAAUGCUCCAAAAGAAUUCAGGAGAAACAGGUUCUUCACUUCUUGA
Bursaphelenchus xylophilus (pine wood nematode) is the source of this 1680-nucleotide messenger RNA. Lineage: Eukaryota; Metazoa; Nematoda; Chromadorea; Rhabditida; Aphelenchoididae. The record is from the annotation of a GenBank genome assembly.